AGUAUGACUUAAUAGAAAAUUUCAUGGGCAACAGCUGACAAUCCUAUACACCACCCGGGCUGAGAAUGUCCGCAGCCGUGCUCUCGCUUGUUGAACGAGCUUGCAACACGGAGACUGGCGUUGAUGAUGCUCGUGUAGCUGCUGUCAAUGACAUCGCGCAGCAAGUCAGCGAGCGGAGGCUGGCGCUUGUCGAUCUGGUGGUGGCACUACAUGGGCCGCUGACCUCUCCGGAAAAGGAGGCGCGGGAGCACGGCACACGGCUGCUGGGCGAGGUGGUGGCGCGGGCUCGUGCGGCUCUGAAUGCGGGCGAGCUCCACACACUGGCGGAGUUCCUGGCGGCUCGGCUGCGGGACUGGCCGUGUGUGGGCGCGGCCGCCGCCGCCUGCUGCGCGCUGCUACAGCCGCCCGAUGCUGCUGCUGCUGCUACUGCUGCCGCGGGGUCGAGUGCGGCUGCCGAGCUGCUGCGCGAUGACAGCGCCCUGGUGGUCAUGGAGGCGGCCGCAGAGAUGCUGCGCACCGCCCAGUCCUUCCGGCAGGAGGAGCGCGGCGCCCUGCUACAGCUGCUGCUGCAGCUGGCCGCGCCCGGCAGACGCUGGGCGGCGCUGGCGGCGGGACGCCGCAGCGGCGGCGCCGCCGCCACUUCCGCCGCGGCCGCUGCCCCUGUAUCCGGCGCCGCUGCCUCUGGUGCUGCUGGUGGGGAGGGCGGGGCAGCAGGUGGAGGUGGAGGCGGAGGAGGGGGCGGCGGCGCGGCUCCGCCGCCACCUCCCGACCUUUUGGAUGCGUUCUUGGGGGCGGCGGACGGCGAGAAGGACCCGCGCUGCCUGCUGCUGGCGUUCCAGGCCGUGCAGGCGCUGUGCGCGCUGCAUCACGCACCGGGCGCCGACGCCGCGCCGCUCAAGGCCCUGGCCGACGAGGUGGUGGACUGGGCGUCCGCCUACUUCCCCAUCGCCUUCAACCCGCCGCCGCCGCGGCCCGGCGCCGGCUCCGCCCCCGCCGCCAUCAGCCGUCAGCAGCUGGCGGCGGCUCUGGAGGGCGCGCUGGCGGCCAGUCCCUUCCUGGCGGGCUCGGCGCUGCCGCUCAUGCUGGAGAAACUGAGCUCCACCUACAGGCCUGCCAAGGAGGACGCUCUGGGUGCGCUGCGGCGCUGCUGCCCCGCCUACGGCCCGGACGCACUGGGGCCGCACGUGGCGCAGAUCUGGCCCGCUCUGCGGAGUGAGGUGAUGGCCCCCAUUACCGCAGCAGGCGGAGCAGCAGCAGCCCCUGCACCGGCAGGCGGCCUCGGCGGCCCCGGCGGCCUGGGCGGCCCGGGCGGCGACGGCGAGGGGCGACUGGCUCUGGCGCGGGCGGCGGCGGGAUGCCUGACGGUGGUGGUGCGGGCGGCGGGACCGGGAGCCAUGGAUGCAGCGGCACUCCAGGACGCCGCCGUCACCGACCUGUUGGCAGUGGUGCGGCGGGCUGCAGCCGCAGCCGCUUCCGCUGCCUCGCCGGCGGCGGCGGCGGCGGCGGCGGCGGGCGCACUGGCGGCCUCUGCCGGGGGCUCGGCGGCGGGGUGGCGGGCGGACGUGACGGUGCUGUGUGGGGCCAUGCUGCUGGCGGCGGUUUGCGCCGCGGGCCCCGCGGCCACAGAGCGCGCGCAGCCGGCCGUGCUGGGGCCCCUACUGGCACUGCUGCGGGGCUCGCUCGAACCGGCCCCGGCCCACCCUGAUGCUGCCACUGCCGCUCUUUCCACGGAGGCGGCCGACGCUGCAGCUGCUACAGCCGGCACCAGCGGUGGCAGUAGCAGCGUGCAAGACAGGUGGAACCAGACGCUGUAUGGGCUGCACGUGCUGACGUCAGUGGUGGCGGCAGUAGCAGCGGAGCUUGCGCCUGGCCCAAGCGGCAAUGACGGCGGCAGCAGCGGCGGCAGUAGCAACGGCAUCGGCAUCGGCGGCGGCGGCUCGGGAGCAGGGCCAUGGCUGGGGCCGGCGGGUGCUGGCGGCAUUGAGGCACUGGCGGAGGUGCGGACCGGGCUCACAGCGUGCCUAGCCCUGCUACAGCCACUGCUGGACGCCUCGAGUGGCAGUAGCAGCGACGGCGAUGUGGCAGCGGACCUGGCGGCGGCGGCGGGCUGCUACAGCCCGGUAGCGGCGGCGCAGCUGCGCCUAGCGGCAGUAGCAGCAUGGCGUGCGCUGCUGUCCCUGCAUGCCGCGGCACUGGCGGCACCGGCUGCAACGGCUGUAGCAGCAGCCGCGCGGGACAAGCUGCUACUGCCGCCGGCGGAACUGCAGGCGGCGGCGCGGCAGAUGGCGGCCUGCGCGCUGAGUGAUGGCGUUGCGGCUGUAGCAGCUGACGGCGCGGGCGCGGCUGUAGCAUGUCGAAUGGCAUGGGGUCGCGGCAUGGACGUCGGGGCGGAGGCGGAGGCAGCAUUGCGGCAGCUGCUGCUGCUACAGCCGCAGCAGCCAUUGGCAGACGGGACGGCGGCAGAGGCCGGGGCGGUGGCGCCGCUGCUUGUGUCCAGCUUGACUGAGGCGAUGGGGCGGCAGGGCCCCGCGCGUGCGGCCGCGCUGCGGUUGGCUGUGCAGCUUGCGUCGGCGGCUGGCGGCAGUAGCAUCAGCAGUAGCAACGGCAGUAGCGUCAGCUCGGCAGCUGCUACAGCCGCAUGCGGCGGCGAUGGCACGGCGUCGUUCGCCGCGGCGCUGCUCGAGGCGUUGUCGCCGCUGCUGCUGCGACAAGCACGAGACGCCUCGGCAGACGAUGAGGCCUGGCUGCAUGACUGCCUCAGCCAGCUGUCAAGCCGUGUGCUGCCCGCCCUCGCCGCCCGCCCACCCACCGACACGCACCGAGCCGCCGCCGCCGCCGCGGCGCAGCGCCUGGCGGCAGCGGCACUGGGCGCCGCCGCAGACGCCUGGGCGGCCGGCGGCUGCCGAGGGCUGCCAUUCGGCGAUGCCGCCGCCGCCGCUGCAGCUGCUGCGGCCGCCGCCGUGUCGUCGUCAGCAGGGGCAGAGGCGCCGGCGCUGCAGCGGCAGGGCGGCGGCGGUGACGAGGCGGCGGAGGCGGCGGCCCAGCUGGUGUCGGGCUGGGCGGGUCUGGCGCAGCAGCUGGCGGCGGUGUGUGACGAUCGACAACAACUGGCGCUGGCCAUGGACGCCGCGGAGUGCAUUGCUACAGCCAGCGGCAGCAGUAGCGGCAGUAGCUCGUCGGCGGCGGUGGCGGCUGGGUGGGUGCGGCUGCCGCUGGCGUGUGGUCUGGUGGCGGGGCUGAGGCCGGCCGUGCUGGCGCCGCAGAGCACACAGGCGCUGGCCGACAGUCUGCUGCGGCUGCUGGCGGCGGCACCGGGUGCCGCUACGCCGCCACUGCCCGAGCACACGGCGUGUGCGGCGUGUGUGGCGCUGGGUGCGGCCGUCAACCGCUGGCAGGACGCGGCAGCCCUGGACGGCUGGGUUGCCGGCUCCUUCCGACCCGCUCUCCUGGCACGGCUACCCGGCAGCAGCAGUAGCAAUGGCAGUAGCAGCAGUAGCAUCCGUGGCGGCGCCGCCGCCACGCACGCCGCCGCUGUGGGCUGGGUGGGGCGGGCCCUGGCGCUGCGCAACCACGCCGCCCUUGGCGACGUCAUCCAGGCCCUCCUGGGCGUCCUGGCAGCUGCUGCUACAGCCACUGUUGCAGCCACUGCUACUGCCGCUGAAGCCGGUGCGCCUACGGACAUGGAGGUGGAAGGCGGCGUGGGCGACGGGCCGCACGCACCUGCGCGCUCCCAGGCUACGGCAGAGGCUGCGUCGGCUGCGGCGGAGGCGUUUGGCGUGCUCGUGGCAGAACAGGCGGCCAGCGGCGGAGUGGGCUUGCCGGCGCGGCCCGCGGCGGCUGUGUGCCGCGUGCUGUGGCAGCAGCGCACCCUCUCGCUUUGCAUCCAGUCCCUGUCCAGCGCCGUCUCGCCGCAGCAGCUGCGGCCGCCCACCGAUGCGGCCGCCGCGCUGCUGCCGCUGCCGCUGGCGACGGCGGUUGCCUGUCUGGUGUCGGCCGCACCUCGCGGCCUGUGCAGGGCCGAGUCCGCCCGCCUGACGCCACUGCUCCUGGGCUCCGUGCUGCGCCUGUGCGCCGAGCUGGGCCCCGGCGCCGACGCCGACGGCCCCGCUGCCGCUACUGCCACUGCCGCUACUGCCACUGCCGCAGCCGGCGGCCCAGCUCCGCAGCCCCAGCCGCAGCCGCAGCCUCCGGGCGCUGUGGCCCAGGCGGCGGCGGCGCUGAGCAGCGCCCUGGGCGUGUUGGGCGACUGGCUGGCGCUGCAGGCGACACAGCCGGCGCCGGCGCUGGGCCAGGCGCUGCAGGACCACGUGCCCGAGCUCGUCGCCUGCGUGUGCGCCGCCGCGGUGGCCGUGCCGCCGCCACCUGCGCACCCCUCUCUCACUACCUCUGCCUCAGCCGCCGCCGCCGCCGCCGCCGCCGCCGCUGCUGCCGCCGCCGCGGUGGCGGUGCGGGAGGAGGGCCUGCGCUGCGUGCUGGCGCUCAUGGACGCCGUGCCGUACCACCUGCUGCACCCACUGCGGGCCAAGGUGCUCGCCGUGAUUGUGCGCGCGUUGGAUGACGACCGCCGCAGCGUCCGGCAGCUGGCGGUGCGGGCGCGCCGUACGUGGAGCGACAAGUAACACACUGGUUGCCGGCAUGUGUGGCAGCAUUGCGGUGGCGUGACGAUGUUGGCGGGUUGUGGCAACAGACGGCUAGGCCGUGGGCGGGCGUGGGACAUGGGCGGGCGUUGACGGCAGGUUGCAGCAAUGCAACCCCUGGCACGGUGUGCCGCGUAGAGCGGUGCCAGGGCCUGGGCAGCGGGACGAGGUUUGGCGAAGACGGGUCCGCACUGGCUAGCACAAUUACAGACAUGGAAGCCUGGUGAUUGUCUGCGUUACGCCACUCAUGACAAGAUCAUGGGGUUUGGGCAAUAGGAGCUGGUGGCGGGACGAGCACACGCCAGGUGUUGGAAGGGCGUCGAAGGUGUGUGUCGAAAACGCGUCACAGGGCAGAGUUGUCGUGCGCCGCCUGGUGACGUGGCGGGCCGGUCCUCCGGGCGCCCCUGCAAGUCCGGUCACCGACAUAUGGCUGCCACGUGUCAGCGGACCUGCAACUGAAAAUGCAAGCUACUUUGGCAACGCCGUCAAGUGACGUUUUGCCGCCUGUCAUGCACUAUGGCCAGACAUUCGGUCGCUGCGAGCGGCAGGAUGCCUCGCGGUCUCGGCCAUGCUCCGGCUUGGUAUGGCGCCACUCAACCAGCUUGAGCCACAGUUUGGCCCUGUGGGCGCUUGUGACCAUAUGGAGGUAUCGGAGGCAGCUGCUGCACGCCUGCACCGGCAGGUGGCGCAGUCUGGGCUCGUGGGAUAGCCGGCGUGUGACCGCACAACCAGAUCAGGCAGCAGCUUGCUUUAUGGAGGCGCUGGCUGGAGCAGGGCAGCGCAGGCGGUGCUCGCAGACCGCCUGGGGGCAUAUGGGUCGUUCGGCUCAACGUACCGUCUGGUGUAAGACUUCGUCCCG
Messenger RNA from Chlamydomonas reinhardtii, 5496 nucleotides. RefSeq lists its product as uncharacterized. Gene Ontology annotation, cellular component: cytosolic [4Fe-4S] assembly targeting complex. Lineage: Eukaryota; Viridiplantae; Chlorophyta; Chlorophyceae; Chlamydomonadales; Chlamydomonadaceae. Bases 66 to 4619 code for a protein of 1517 amino acids. The transcript is spliced from 18 exons. Gene Ontology annotation, biological process: iron-sulfur cluster assembly. The record is from RefSeq and is a predicted model, not a curated record.